Molecule: messenger RNA, 6805 nt
Organism: Hippocampus zosterae (dwarf seahorse)
Lineage: Eukaryota; Metazoa; Chordata; Actinopteri; Syngnathiformes; Syngnathidae
Gene: pcsk5b
Product: proprotein convertase subtilisin/kexin type 5b
Exons: 37
Coding region: 395-6100 (1901 amino acids)
Biological process (GO): peptide hormone processing
Cellular component (GO): trans-Golgi network; Golgi membrane
Molecular function (GO): serine-type endopeptidase activity
Source: RefSeq, a predicted model, not a curated record
CCUCCCUUGGCUUGGACUCUCCUCUCCAGUCUGGUGUUCCGCGGACCAGGCUGCUCCUGCUAGUUAGUCGUUAGUGAAGAGCCGCCGUGUGGAUACUUAUCUCAGUGGAGCGCCCUGGAAGCCAAUCGCUUCGGAGGAGCCUCCGUCUACUACUGCUACCACAGGAGUGAACUUCCAACUCUCCCAUGUGGACAUUAUUAGAGCUUUGAGGGUAAAGGGGAACUUCCCACUAUCACCGCUACCCUCCGUCCGUUUCUCGGUCCUACUCUCUCGUUGUCCCGCUUCGGCCGUCCAUGUGAGAUCCGUGCUCCACCGAAGUUAGCUGUUUUUAUAGGGGGAAGAAAAAGAAGAGGAGGCGGAGGAGGAGGAGAAAAGAAAAGUUAGCGGGGGGAAGAUGGUCCGCCUGCUGUGCGUCCUGGCGCUCAGCCUCGGCUUCUUCACGCCGCCGCCGCCGUGCCACGCUCGGAUUUACACCAACCAUUGGGCGGUCAGGAUAGCCGGUGGGGCUGCGGUGGCCGAGCGGAUAGCGGAGAAGUACGGCUACAGGAACAUGGGACAGAUUGGGGAUUUGAAAGACCACUACCACUUCUUCCACAGUCGGACCAUUAAGAGGUCCACUUUGUCCAGUCGCGGUCGCCACAGUUUCAUCUCCAUGGAGCCCAAGGUGGAGUGGAUCCAGCAGCAGGUGGUGAAGAGGAGGAUCAAGCGGGAUUACAAGCAGGCUCCGCCCCUCUCUCUGUCCAGCCACACCCACAGCAGCCUAACCUUCCCCAGCAACAUCUUCUACAACGACGCCAAGUGGAGCAGUAUGUGGUACAUUCACUGCAAUGAUGAUGUGCACAACUGCCAGUCGGACAUGAACAUCAUGGGAGCAUGGAAGCGGGGCUAUACAGGCAAAGGUGUGGUGGUGACCAUCCUGGACGACGGCAUCGAGCGCAACCACCCAGACCUCGCUCAGAACUACGACCACCAGGCCAGUUUUGACGUGAACGGCAAUGACCUGGAUCCCAUGCCACGCUAUGAUGCAACCAACGAGAACAAACAUGGGACACGGUGUGCAGGAGAAGUGGCUGCGUCAGCAAACAACUCGCACUGCAUUGUCGGAAUUGCCUACAACGCCAGAAUAGGAGGUGUGCGCAUGCUGGAUGGGGACGUGACGGACAUGGUGGAGGCCAAGUCACUGAGCUUGCAGCCGCAGCAUAUUGACAUCUACAGUGCCAGCUGGGGGCCCGAUGAUGAUGGCAAGACGGUCGAUGGACCCGCAGCUCUGGCCAGGCAGGCCUUUGAGAAUGGCAUCCGCAUGGGGAGGAAGGGCCGGGGCUCGAUCUUCGUGUGGGCCUCAGGCAACGGCGGCCGAAGCCGCGACCACUGUUCCUGCGAUGGCUACACAAACUCUAUCUACACCAUCUCCAUCUCCAGCACGGCUGAGAGCGGGCGCAAGCCCUGGUACCUGGAGGAGUGCUCAUCCACGCUCACCACCACCUACAGCAGUGGCGAGAACUACGACCGGAAAAUUAUCACAACAGACCUGAGGCACCGUUGCACGGACAGUCACACCGGUACGUCGGCCUCUGCUCCCAUGGCUGCCGCCAUCAUCGCUCUGGCUCUGGAAGCCAAUCCUCUUCUGACUUGGAGAGAUGUUCAGCACAUCAUUGUGAAGACAUCCCGAGCUGGACACCUCAGCGCUCCCGACUGGAAGACCAAUGCAGCUGGUUACAACGUUAGCCACUUGUAUGGCUUUGGCCUGAUGGAUGCGGAGGCCAUGGUGAAGGAGGCAGAGCGAUGGAAGCAGCUACCCUCGCAGCAUGUUCCGCCUCAACACGUCUGCGUGGAGAGCGCCGACCGGCAAAUCAGGACAAUCCGCCCAGAGCAUGUGGUGCGUUCGGUGUACAAGGCGACGGGCUGCACCGACAACCCCAACCACCAUGUGAUCUACCUGGAGCACGUGGUGGUACGCAUCACCAUCACGCACCCACGACGAGGAGACCUGUCAAUUAACCUGACCUCACCAUCGGGGACCAAAUCUCAGUUGCUGGCCAACAGGUUGUUUGAUCACUCCAUGGAGGGGUUUAAGAACUGGGAGUUCAUGACCACCCACUGCUGGGGAGAGAAGGCAGCGGGUGACUGGGUACUGGAGAUUUAUGAUUCCCCCUCUCAGCUGCGCAGCCAAAAAGUUCCUGGCAAGCUGAAGGAGUGGUCACUGGUGCUGUACGGGACCUCAGUACACCCAUACUCGUCCUUACGCAGCAUGUCUGUUGAGACCAGAUCGACUGACGCUGUGGCGCCCACCGAUGAAGAGUUCACAGAAGAGUACAAUGGUCCUUGUGAUUCCGAAUGCAAUGAGCAUGGCUGCGAAGGGCCCGGCCCACAUCACUGUAUUAACUGUCUGCACUACUUCCUCAAGUUCAAGAACAACACCAGGAUGUGCGUGUCAGAGUGCCCCAGCGGCUUCUUUCGCGAUGAUAAGAAGCGCUGCAAGAAGUGCUCAUCGUUGUGUGAAACCUGCAUGGGCAGCCGCAGUGACCAGUGCACCACGUGCAAGCCCGGAUUCCACCUCAACGAGGGCUCCCACACCUGUGUGGCUUCCUGUGGCGAUGCUUUUUACCUCGACCACGAUUCCAACAUUUGCAGGAGAUGUCCGGAGAACUGCAAGAAAUGCACCACCUCCAAUUUCUGCACAGAAUGUAAACAGGGAACCAGUUUACAAGGCAACAAAUGUCAGAUGACAUGCGACGCUGGUUCCUACUACAAUGGCCACCGGAGGACUUGUGAGCCUUGCCACCGCGCUUGUGCCACUUGCGCGGGCACAGGCAUCGAGGCAUGCACCAAGUGCGCGGAUGGCUACCUGCUGGAGGACUGGCGCUGUGUAUCCACAUGCACUAAGGGCUACUACUUGUCAGAGACGACGACCGACGGAGGCCAAGUGCAGAGGUCCUGUAAGAAGUGUGACCAUAGCUGCUACGAAUGCUUGGGGCCCGGUGAGAGGAACUGCAGCAGCUGCGUCAGCGGUUACAAUCUGGAGGUGGGAGCCUGCGUGGUCAGCACCAUCUGCAAAGAUGGUCAGUACAUGGGCGGACAUGGCAAAUGUCGUUUAUGUGAUGCCACCUGCCUGGAGUGCACGGGGCCUGAGAGAGAGGACUGCACCAGCUGCCCCUCAACGCGGCUUUUCGACGAGGGCGCUUGUGUGAUCCGCUGCCAGCGAGGGCGCUACGCCAUGGGCAGAGAGUGUCACCGCUGCCACCACACCUGCCACGAAUGCACCGACGAAGGCCCUGACAACUGCACCAGCUGCGACACAGAUAUGUUUGAUGUGUCCCGCUACCUGUUUGGGAGCGAGUGUCGAGACGUGUGCCCUGAAGCCUUCUUCCACUCUGAGCGCAAACGCUGUGAGCCGUGCGCAUCCGACUGUGUUGUGUGCACGUCCGCCAGCAGAUGCCUCAGCUGCGGCCCAGGACACAAACUCAGAGAGGGACGAUGUUUUCCAUUGGAGUGCAGCCCAGGUGAGCUUGAAGACCCUGAAGCCUGUCUCCCCUGCGACGACGGCUGCAAAAAGUGUGAGCACAAGGACUCCGCACACCCGGACCAGGGAACAAUCUGCCUCGAGUGUGAAGAUGAUUUCUACCGACUGGUUUCUGAUUGCUACAAGUCUUGCCCAGAUGGCACCAUUGGUGUUCCCGAGAGCAUGACAUGCACACCGUGUGAAGACCGGCGCUGUGCCAUCUGUGAUGAAUCACAGUGCUACUGGUGUCAGCGGGGAUUCUACCUUUUUGAUGGUAGGUGUGUGGAGAGAUGCCAGGAGGGCUUCUUUGUGGAUGUGGAGAGUCAGGAGUGUGAGGCCUGUCACAGAGCGUGCAAGACGUGCGGCGGUCCGAGGUUUGACGACUGCGAUUCAUGCCGGGACAACUUGGUAUUGAAAGACGGCGAGUGCGUGAAGGGAACUCAGUUGGGUGCCUGUCCUAUUGGACGCUUCAGGAACGCACAUGGAGAGUGUGAGGUCUGUCAUCCUUCUUGUGAAACCUGCUUUGGUGCACGCAGAGACGACUGCAUCAACUGUCACAAAGGAGCCUUCCUGACGUCCGAUCAGGCGUGCGUGACUAACUGCCCCGCGUCCACUUUUGUCAACGUCACGUCUGGACGUUGCGACGACUGCGUCGAGGGCUGCAUCGCAUGUCACGGCGCCGACGCGUGCCUGCGGUGUCACGCUGAACUCUCUCUGCAACAAGCGGCCUGUGUGCUACAAUGUGACAGAGGUUUCCCCGAGGGUGGCACGUGCCGCCCGUGCGUUCCCGAGUGCACGUCCUGUCACGCCAACGCUUCCUUUUGUCUGAGCUGCGAGUCCGACCACUUCCUGUUGGAGCACAGGUGCGUGCGUGGCUGUCCUCCAAGCUACUACAGUAAAGACGCGCAGUGUCUCCGCUGUCCUCCCGACUGUAUCCGCUGCAACCAAGACGGACUCUGUAACAAGUGUGCAGAUUACUUCUUCCUCCACGCCGACAAGUGCGUGGACAACUGCCCCACUGGCUUUUUCCCCAGCGAACAGCAGCGCGAGUGCGUUCGAUGCCACGCCGACUGCGCCUCGUGCGACGGGCCCGACCCCGACGACUGCAGCACGUGCCGCAACCCCAAAGCACGCCGCUACAACGGAGAGUGUCUCCCCCAAUGUCCCAGCAACACUUACUACGAGAGCGCUGAUGGCGAGUGCAGAGACUGCGAUCGCACCUGUCUGACGUGUUCGGGCAACGAGCCAUCGGCGUGCCUCAGCUGCGGGUCCACGCGCCGCCUCGAUGCCAGCGGCCACUGCGUGUGGUAUAGCCAAUGCUCUCCGCACACUUACAAGGACGGCGGGGGGCAGUGCCGGCCGUGUCACGCCUCCUGCCGAAGCUGCUCCGGAGGCCCCGGCCCGGACCGCUGCCUCGCCUGCGACCCGCCGCGCUUCCUGCUCAAUUCCACGUGCGUGCAGCAGUGUCCUGCCGGUUACUAUGGCGACGACAAGGAAGAGCGCACCUGUGAGCGCUGCCACGCGAGCUGCGCCUCAUGCACCGGACGCCACAGCGUGCAGUGCUUCGCCUGUAGAUCGGGUUUCUUCAGGCAGGGCAGCAGCUGUGUACAAACCUGCUUUGAGAGUCAUUUCGGCAACAGCAGUAGCAUGGCGUGCGAGCGCUGUGACCCUGCCUGCAGUAGGUGUCGGGGGCCCGCCGACACCGACUGCCUGAGUUGUCGGAGCGGCUUCGUCUACGCGAGGCACCAGAGCCGCUGCAUGAAGAAUUGCCCGCCGGGAUACUAUCAUCACAGCUGGACCCACACCUGCCUUAAGUGCCACCCCACGUGCAAGACGUGCACAGGCGCCGGCGCCAUGUCCUGCCAGUCGUGUUACCAUGGAUACCGUCUGAUUGGCUCCAGCAUCUGUGAUUCCCAGUGUAUGAUUGGCUUCUACUUAGCCGACCAGGAGCAGUCAUCGGAGGGCAACGCGCUCGACUGCCGGCGCUGCGACCCGUCCUGCCUGGGUUGUCGUGGCGGGGGUGCUUGGAACUGCACCGAGUGCCCUGCCUCGCAGAUCCUGAGUGACGACGGGCGCUGCCUGAGCUGCUGCCACGAGCGGAUGUUGCCCGCCAACCGGCCGGUGGGCUGGAAGUGCUGCGACUGCCACGCCUCGUUGGAGGAAUGCAUCCUGGAUGUCAACUUUGUGCUGAAAGAUGCUGCCGACUUCGAGCGAGAACACCGAGGCGGGGCCAGACUGACAAUGACUAUUUGCGUCCUCCUGAUCCUAUCAGUCGGGGCCGGGGUGUUUGUUUUCCUCAGCGCUCGCUCAAAGUUACGCGCCACGGCCGCAGCCAGCAAGGCCGAAACCAAAAGCGGCGGCUACCAGAAGUUGGACAACAACGAAGGAGUGGUACACGCGGCACAGCAAGCUGUCGCGUCCUCCUUUGAGGAGUAUAGCGACAGAAUCGUCAGGGCGGAGGAUGACGACGACGAUGAAGAUGACAUCGUGUACAUGGGACAAGAUGGCACUGUGUACAGGAAGUUCAAGUACAACUAUUUGGGCGAGCAGGAGGAUGACAUUGAGCUGGAGUAUGACGAUGAAAGCUACACCUACACGUGAAUACGCACAAGCCAGUGGAUAUAUCACAUCUGUCGCUUUAUGUUGUCAAAAGAAAACAUUUUAUGUUCAAAAGGUUAUUGGAUUUUUUAAAAAAUCCAGUCGGAAGCAAAUGAAAUUUUAUGUGGAAAAUGUAAACAUAACACUUUUAAAAUUUGACAUCUGACAUGAUAAAAUUAUUUUGUGGAGGGAAAAAAAGUUGAUUAACUGUAUUAUAAGACACAAGUGAGAUUAUAUCUUGUAUUGAAAAUAGACUUUUUUAAAAAUGGCCGCCAAAUAGCUUUUUUAUAUUUAACUAGCUAGUCACUAAUUAUUAUAGCUACCUUGCUCGAAAGAAGAUGUCUUACUUGUAACUAGGGAGCAACUAAUUAGCAUUUCUAUUAUUAGUUAGCUUCAUUAUAGCUAGCUAGUAACUACUUGUCUUCAUUGAUAUUGAAGCAAGCACAUAGCCGUCAUGUCGCUAGCUGGUUUGUUGGCGCCACUAUUUGGACGGAUUUUCAGUCACAUUUUUAAAUGAAAAAUUUGCCAGGGGAAAAGGUCCAGUUUUAACCGGUUAAAAAAAAGUUUUAAACUGUUCAGUCCGAUUUUACAUGAAGUGUUUUAAUUUUGUGAUAAGCAUUGCACAUGGAAGUUAUAAUUUUGUAAUUUUCCCCUUUAUUUACAUGAAAAGUAUUAAUUUUACCUAGAAAGGAUUUUGUUCUGUCAUAA